Bursaphelenchus xylophilus (pine wood nematode) is the source of this 20499-nucleotide messenger RNA. Lineage: Eukaryota; Metazoa; Nematoda; Chromadorea; Rhabditida; Aphelenchoididae. The record is from the annotation of a GenBank genome assembly.
AUGGAGAGUGGGGACACAGUGGCUGAGCGCUUGGCCACACCGAUCAUUUCGGAUAUUCCAAAGGACUGCGAGAAUAAACUGCCGACUCCCUGUUGUUCUUCGGCCUCUUCCUCGACGUCUGGUGUCACCUCGCCUUCAAGCGAAAAUGGGUUCAAGUCCAACAAGUAAUUGCUUUUUUUGCAUUCCAUUUGACUUCAAAUGGACACUUUUUUACUUUUAGGGAAAACUGGCCUUGUUCGGCCAUAACUUACCAUAAAAUCAUCAGUAAAAAUUGAAAUAACUCUUUCACAAAGAAAAUAUUUUUAGAAGUGUAAAAACCGUGAAUUCGGAAGAGAAUCGAGCUCUUGAAUCUGCGGAUUCAGAUGUGAAAAAGUCCUCGGAGGAGUCGAAUCAACCCUGCACUUCCAAGGAAUUCGAUGGAUACCAUUGCCCAAACUUUAGAAAGUUCUAUUCGCAACGAUAUCCCACGUUACCAACGAUGUCAAUUGUGGAGCCAAAGGCUGCAAUUUUCGAGGAACUUCUCAUGGACGACUUUGCUUUUCUUCUUUUUAAACACAAGGAGGAUUAUAAAGUAAGGUUUUUUUGUUGACGGGUAAGGUUCAAAACUUGAUAAAACACGUAGAAAAUAUGUAGCAGUUUGCUAAAAUAAAGAGGAAAUUUUUGGGCCAUGCUUUGCAGAAAUCACCGAAAUUUUGGGGCUGGAAAAUGAUGAGAAUUCAAAAACUCCUUUGAAUUUUUUGUAGUAGCGUAUUGCCUGCAGAAAUUAUUAAAUCUAUCGGAUUUGUUGAUUGUUGAGCUGAAACUUUCUAACUGCUACAUGGCCUUGGUUAAAUUUUUAUGCCAAGUUUCAUGCAAACCGCAGCUCCACACCUAAUAUUUCCUUGUAAACAAAAUUUUUAUUCGUUUCUCAAAUGCUGACAAAAUUUUAUUUUCUUUUUUAGAUCUUCCGCAAAUUGGAGAACGAUAUCCGGGCAAAGGAAGUCGCGGAAGAGAAGGCCAAGAAGGCCUUGGAAGAUGAAAUCAUCAAGACAGCUCCCAAAACCCACAAGAAAAAGGGGAGAAAAUCAAAGGUGAGUGUAUGGGAAACUGACAAAACUUUUGCGAACUCAAGUUUAAUUUUUUAUGACUUAUCACUACAGUAACCCAAAAUGCAUUUUUGAACCAAUUUUUUAAACUUUUUUGCUCAAGCUUUCAUUUUGCCAACGUUUAAAAUUUUUUAAGUUCCCCCCGGAUUCAUUACACUCUAUAAUAUUUUGCAAGCUCUAGAAUUCCAGGUUGGCUAUAAAUAGAUUCCCUGAGGGCUUUUUUGUGUAAUUACUUUCUUCCCUUAAUUAUGUUACGUCGAGUAAUUCCAAAUAAAUUAUUCACAACAUCUACAAAAAAAAAUUCUUGGACUUUGGCCAAAACUGGAUAAAAAAACUCUUACUAAUCAAGUUGGGUCCCAAAUUUAUAAUUUUUGGAUGGAAUUUAAAUAAUUUAUGGGAUCAGAAUCCCGCAUUGCUUAUGAGACCUUGACCGCAUGCAUUUUAAAUCAUUUUUCAUUUACAUCAUUCUUCAGGCUGAGGUCGAGCGAAUCGAAAAAGCGCGACGUCGGAAGGAGAGACGCGACAAAAAGGAGCGACGGCUCAAGGAAAGUGAGGAACGCCGGAGGGCACGAAGACGGGAUCGUGCCGAAAGAAGGGCCAGAGGCGAGAUCAACACAAAAUUGGAAAAAGAGAAAAGAUUGGAGAAAAAGAAAGAGCAUGAUGAAAGAAAGAGAGCCAAAGAAGAGAGGAGACAGCAGAGAAAAGAGAGAAAGUUGAAGGAAAAGGAAAAAGAGAGAGACUUGUUGGACAGGAGACAGCAGAGAAAGGUCGGUUUCCAAGUUUUAAUUGGGAAUACUGCACUGUCCAAUGUUUUGGAUUUUCGGGGAAUUCGAGACCGAGUCAGGUUGGAUUCGUUUGAAUCCCUGCGAUUUUGGACCCGUUUUGGAGGAAGCCAUGAUAAUUUCGCGAUUUUGUUUUCGUGCAUAUAUCCAGCUGUUAUUUGAAAUGUUUAUUCAGCUGACAACACCCAUUUCGUAAGCUUUCUGAAUUUGUUAUUUAUCCGUUUUCUGAAGCUUAUUCCAUCGAAAUAUUUCGUUCGUUUCUAUGGCUUCCACCUUUUUGAGUUUUGACAUUUUGUGAGCCCAAAAACCCCAGUCUGAAAUUCUAUUUAUUGCCGUAUUUUAAAUUCGAAAUGACGCUGCUAAUGGCUUCUCUCUCAUUCUGAUUCAGAAGCCAUAAAAAUGCUAAUCAGACGUUUGAAAUUUAUGUUUUGAGCAGAGUUUUUUUCUGUUAUUCGAGAUUAGGGGAUUACGUCGUCCGGGAAAUUCAAUGUUUUUGGGGAUUAGCCGGCAGUUUAGAGACGGAUGAGGGAACACCCAAAAUUUUUGCUGGUCGAUUAGCCGGGUGUUGCACGUACUUGUAGCAGAUUAACCGGUGUUUAUUCCGAUUAAUUCUUGCGUGCCAUUUCGAGGGUUCAGAUGAGUAGAAGAGUACUUUGAAAUGAAGCCAUUUUUUGUUUGUUUCCCAGGAUGUCUGUCCUCUCGGUUUCCCUGAAAUUAUACCCUGAGGGUGUAUGAUUACGGCGUGGCAGUCCGCCGCUUAUGAUGCGAAUUUCCCCUCGAGCAAAUUACCCGCUCCGUCGCCUUCGCUUUUCCCCCAUCUUUUCAUUUUUUGAUCUUUUUUGUCAGCUUUUUUAGAUGCUGACUCUCGAAUUCGUAAAUGUAUUAAAUCACUCGAAAGGUUAUUUUGCUGAGCAUUUCAAGGUCGGCAAUUCGAUUAUUAGUCGAAAGCCCUCUUUGGCCUGCCGCCCCCUCUGCUGCCUCCGUCUCCUUUCCACCUUCCUUCCUUUCCUUUUUCGUCGAUUCUUGUCUCGAUAAUGAUGGCCUUCGCAGAUUCCCGCACCCGUCAAGGUCGGCAUGUUUUCCAGCCGGCGCUGAUUUCCCCACUCCCUCUUCGCCAACUUUUCUCAUCAAUUUGUUUUAAUCCGCCGUCGCCGGGGCAUUACACUGAUAGCGCGUUAUCAGUGGAGCUUGUGGGUGUGGAAGGACUCUGAUCUUCAGUUUAAAGUUCUCGUCUAUUUGCUCAACGCGCCUUUGUACCAAUCUUUAUUUACUGAUAACUCCUCUGUGUUUUCCUUGUGUUUCAAAACUCCUUACUAAAAAUGAGGCGAUUAGAAUAUGAUUCCGGGAUUAUGUCGAGGAGGAAAUGAUUCGAAAUUGUUUGUGGACACAUAAUCCAUCUUAGUGUUCGACUUCUAUUUUUGCAAGUGAUUCGUUGGAAGCGCCGUGAAUUCUUUUUCCCCUUCCACCCACCCAUUCGGUGUCUUUUUGUAAGAUCGUCGAUCUCCUUUUCCUUCCAAAAGUACAGGAAAUUCCACAAACAAAUGUCAUGAUAAAUGACCCUGAUAGAUGAGUCUCUUCAGGAGUCAUACGACCAGUUCAAAGGCCGUCAAUUUUGGGGUAAAUACGAGUGUUUAAUGUUUUUGGAGCAGUUUUUUGUUGGGGAUAAAAAUAGAGAAAAUAUAUUUUUCGUUUGAUGCCUUGUUUUCAAGCAAUUUAUUGGUCUGUUUCACAAGUCAUAGCCGUGUUUUGUAAGCUGCAGAUAGUAUUUCGAUAAGAGCGUCUCCGUUUUUCGUACGAUAAUUUCAUUCCCCCACUUUACAGCGUUGUUUUUGGGAUCAACGUCGAUUCUUAUCGCGCUCGCCUUGACCUUGAUGUGUCGUUGUGUUGAAUGUUCCGCGCUCUUAUCAGCCAUUAACGUGUCGGCACUUAUUCCAAGCCCAAAAGCGUCGCCCGCGCUUUUCCGAAACUUGGGGGUCGUUACGGUCGUUGUGUAAUCAUUUUUUAGGAUUUAAAAAUUUUAUUUUGUAAAUAUUUGUUUUGUCCUCCAGAGAAUUUUAUCCGCUUCCUUUGGAAGAGCCAAAAACUCGGAGAUUAGAUUAGAAAUAGCCGGAGGGGAAAUGGAAAUCCGAUGCAAAAUUCGAGGUUUAUAAUGUAAUCGGCUCGGGAUUAAUUUGGGCCGUGCGGAUUAACGGAAACACGGCACCGUUUUUAAUCUCGUGGCCUUUAAUCUUAAUUACAGUGUCGGCCGAAAACAACCACGUAUUUCCUGGAAGGGCUGCAUUAUAAAUGGUGUUAUAAAAAGCAGAGGUCAUGCCAAAAAAAGGCGCUCGCGCAUUCCGAAAUUUAUUAGGAAUUCCAAUAUGAAUUCAGUCAUCCGACUCGUCUAAUGGAUUCAACUCAUUUCUUGCAAGGUUCUGCAGCUAAUGCAACACAUUGUCCGAGGCUAUUCAAUAUUUCCUCAGGCAUUUUCGCAACGUUUGCCCGCCCUCUCUCCGCUGACCUUAUCGGUUUUCCAAACAAUGUUUCUAGACUUUGAACUCGGGGGUAUUUACACAAUUCCGGCCCAACACUUUCCCCCCGCUUCUCGCGGCUUCGCCCCAUCGGCUUCAGGGAACCGUUUCGAGGCCAAUUUUAGAGCCCCGAAAUUGUUUGUUUCCGUUGCGUGUUUUAAUCGCCCGCCGUAUUUUUAAUGCACUCAAGUAGCGAAAUUAGCAUUCGAAAUAGACGUUCCGCCACUUUUCUAUUUCCCUUCGGAAGUGAGUAUUGAAUAAGCGACCGAUAUUCCAAUUGAAUGGAGCCUCCUUUUUCGGAUAUUUCAGACAUUCGUAAGCUCCCAAACACGGGGAGUGGAAGGAAGGAAAUUAGUGUGUCAUUCAUCGCGUUUUUCGUCUGACCUUUGAUCCGGAAGGCCUUCUGUUUUUUUUUGCGGCGGAGUUCAUAAAAUUUUUCCGCAGUUUACAACGACCGUAGAAUUGGUCAGCGAUUUGGAAAUUGGUUCGUUCUGGGAAAACUUGGUGGGAUACAGAAUAAAAGAUUGUUUUGGAGGGUGGGAACCCCCUUGGCAACAGUUGGUUGCCAUGUUUUUGCAUGCAAAUGUCACAAAAAUUACCACAUUCUUUCAUCAGGAUUUAAUUAAAUCCUUGAGUCUCGUCUACGCUUAAUUAAAUUCGUAUUCCCUCCAUUUUGCGAGUGUUUUUUCGUGAAUUCUUAAAGAGUAUUUUCUGGGACGGUCCCUCGAAUUGCAAUUCCGCUCCGUUCCCCUCUCCCUCCCACCACGUUUUUCGUCGGGAACGUGAAGAACACCCGAGAAUUUUAAUUCCGAAUGUUCGCAUCGGAAAGACGUUUUUCGGUUGAGUGACAGCUCUUUUUUGGACUCUUCCGUCUUUCAAAUUACUCAAAUGUUUGAGUGAAAUGCGACGCGAAAGCACCGACAGGCGUCGUGUGUUUUUUUGCCCCAUGCCAAAAGUUAUUUUAAUUGGCUUCCUUGUGCCUGGCCGGCCUUAAUGGCCACGAAAUGUGUUUUCAACAUGACCUCCGAAGUUGUGCACUUUUGCACGCCGGUUUUGGUCGUUAAAGUGUGGGUUUUUCCCCUCAACGCGGGCGUUCUCUAAGCUCUGAUUUGGGGGCCUUUUUAUGCGUUGUUUUAACGGCCCUAAACCCGUUGAACCGGCACUAAAUUGUGCCGGGAAUAGUGUUGGUCUUGCACUUUUUUGCAUGGACUUUGCAUCGCCAUUUCCGGCCAAUUUUGCGGCCCAACUUCUGACCCAAUUUCCGCCGAAUGUAAUAUUGAAAGGUCUUAUUUUUGUUCUUCCUAAUUUGGGCCGUGCUCGGCGAAGCGUGCGCGAGUCGAAUUGCUGUCGUGGUAAUUUGGUCGGAAUGCCUUUUCAGGCUUCUUUAGACAUGGCAUGUUCAUGUGAGAAGUGGAGCGUGAACGGCGGGUUGUUUGUGGGACUUUUGGGGUCAAAACUCUCGCCUUUUGAGGACAAAAACUUGUGCAUUUUGGAGUAAAAUCCUUUCACGCCCUCUCCUAUAAUCGUCCUUUCACUCCAACCCAUUUUCUAAUCGACUAUUCACUGCGUUGCAAAAUCCAGAAUCCCCAAAUAUUGCUAAUUGUUGUCACGCGCCCUCGGCCUCCCUCCCAUUUUUGUUCGCCGUUUUCCCGCCAAAGCCUUCAACAACUUUCUCAGGCUUAUUGUGGGGAAAUAAAACUCAUAAAUAUGAAAGGAAUGUGUGAAUAUUCCCUACCCGUGACGUGUCCUCGGUCCUUUUUUGUUGGUUUUCUCGCGAUUGUUUGACCCCCAAAGUGCACGCCGCCCGAAAAUAGUACAAAAAAAUGUGGAAUCUGGGUCCGGAGCGGGAUCUAUGGGUCUGAUUGGGGGGAAUUCUUCCUAAUUCGUCCGUUUUCCGACAAUUCUUUGCAAAACGUUGGAGACCGGCGACGUCACAGAGCGUUUUGAAAAGAGAAAAUUGGCCGGACGACCCACCGGAAAUGCAUUCUAAUGCUCCCCGUACCUGUUGCCUAGUUGGCCGCAAACCGCAGUUCAAGGGCUGGAAGUCAUUUGUUCCCCGCUUCUGGAUGACACCAUCCUCUACGUGGGGGAUCGCCUUUCUCUUUCUUUCACUCCUUUUAUGGCGAAAUCCCUCGGGCGGAUAAAUCUUUUCCCUCCCAAUUUUUGGUCUCAUUGGGAGAUUGAAUGCGGGUUUUUUGGGGGUCCGAAAAACGCCGAAACAAUAUUUCAUUUCACUCAAAAUAACGCCAUGCCCUUAGGGGGGUUUGGUCCCUUCGUCUCAUUUUUUGAUUAAAAUACCACGAGGAACAGUAACCUUUCUCCGGGAGAUUCUGGAUUAUGCAAGAGCCCGGGGAUUAGAGAGCGGAUUAAAUGGAGAGACCGCAGAGAAGCGAAGAGUCAUAAUCCUAAAAAUGGAGAGCGCCGCGACAGCCAAAAAUACGUAGGGGAUGAAAUUCCAGCUGUCCGCUAGACAGCAUGCAGCACGCGGAGAGUGGCCAGAGGGCGGUGUUUUUUAUCUUUUUUGGAAAUGAAUAAACAUUGGCGAGGUGAGUGUGUGUGUUUGGGGGUUAUGUGGACUCUGACGCGUGUUUGUUCGGCGACGAAAAAGGGCGAGAUUAUUUGGCUCUUAUCUACGAAUUGUUUGCACAAACUUUUUCUUGUUUAAUCUUCUGCCCAAUGGGGUUGUUUUUGGAAACGAGACUUUACGCAACUAUUCAAACAAGCCGGCUUUCGAAAUUCGGAGGCUGAGGUCGCGUUGCACCGCCAGCUCUGAACAGUUGCAGUUUGAAGAGUUUAAAGAUUUGUGGGGCGCUUUUGAGGCCUUCGAGGCCAAUCAGACGAAAUGAUAUUGUUUGUUUGGUGCUGGUUACUUUUUACUCUUUGGUUACACGCCUCGUUUUGUUUGCAUAACUGACAUUUGGACGCCUUUCAAUUCGGAAUUCGAUCUCUGAGCGCGUUGUAAAGUCUGCUGUAAACCGGCGGACUUGAUCCCUUUUGUUUUGACCUUUUUUCCAGGGACUUUUGAUGGAAUUCCGAUUCUUUUCUUCCCCUCCCCUCCCCCAGACUUUUUUGUUUUUUGUCCAAAAAACAGUUACAAAAUGUCGAUGCGUCAUUUGUGCAUGUUUUAUGGCCAAGACUGUCCCCCUUUUUUGUUGUUUUCCCAUUGUGUCCGGCAAACUUUCUUGCUGGCCCAACCAAAUUGCGUGCGUUGUUCUUUUUUGGGACAGCGGAACGAACAAAUUGGCCCCGCGAGACAGGGCACCCUGUAGCCAUGGGGAUGGGAAAGUGUCGUGGACUAAUUUGCAAUUGUUUUUACGACGCCCUAAGGCGAUUAAAUUUUGCGUGCCCAACAAACAUGGCAUCAUAAUCGUGUUUAAUUCGCGUGCCCUGCGGGCAAUUAACGGAGAUUAUUGGCAGGUGUCAGACUUGUUACAGGUAAGUCAAUAAUCGAGUUAAAGCCCGCCAUGAACGGGCUGCUGGAGCAUGUUUAAUAUGAUAUACAAACAUGUCAUUAAGUCAGCAGCCAAUCUCAUUGAGGGCUGCUUCGAAUCUGAAUGGUCUGACCUUCAUUCAAAUUCGAAUUCAAUUCGAAAAUAUUCCCGAAAGGUGAGAGUCCACAAAAAACCGCGCCACAUUACACUCGGCGCCCAUAAAACGUAACAUCUUCCACUUCCUUUUGUGAGGCCAUAUUCGGAACAGGUGUGAGCCGGUCCCAGGCCGGCCAUCCUCCCCACCCCGUUUCCUCUUCGGACCCCCUUCACACGCCUGCAUAAAUUAUUCAUGGCGCUGGUGUGUGUCCGCAGGGUCGUAUUUUCGCGUGCAUACAUCGGUUGUAUCUUUGUUGGUGCCUGCAUAAAUAUUACGUCUUUCCCGUGGUGUUUAUGCAGAUGCUUUGGGUUGAAGGCGCUGACGUGAUCCGUCCCAUCUCUUGGCCAUCGAAUUGUGGUCGUGAUGAAAUCGGACGGAUGCUUGAUUGGGGAUAAAACAUACCGCUUUUGUUGUCUUAUCUCUUUUUUGGGUUGUUGGCCUAAAAGAUUAGGCAAAUGAGUCAGUUGUUGUUCAAUGCAAAGCUCCGGGAAUCACGUAAGAGAUUAUCGCUGCUGAUAAGGCUAUCUGAGGUAUUUUGAGGAAAUUUCGACCUCUUUUUCGAGUUGAAUUUGCCGGUCUAAUCCGUUGAACCACAAUAUUGUCCUCUCGAAACCAUCAGCCCAUUUUAAGUUUGAGUUUUACCUUUUAAAAAGCGCGUCGCAGCACUUUGCCCAUCACUUUUUGUAGUGAUUAUGCACUGAAUUUGCAAAUCUUUUAUGGUUUUCCCGAUCAGGAGGACACUCAAUAAAUUACACAUCAGAGGCCUGUGUUUUUAUUUGAAUUGGUGCAGAUUUUUAAACAAGGGUAGAAUUUAAACAAAAGAAGAUUAAACCGAGAGCGGGAUAUUUAUUCAGCGGCGAGAUUCGAGAUGGGUCUUUGAUUCCAACGCCCAAAAAAGGCCAGUUUUGCAAAAUUUUCGGAGUUUUUCGAUGGAGUUUAUGUUGGUUUAAGAAGCGUAGAAAGGAGCCUAAUUACAUUUUCUGUUAGUUACAGUGUAUAGAGUCACCUUUAAAGCGCUUAAAAUUAGUUUAUUCAUCACUUUAUGGCGAAAAAUGACACUUGGUGCAUGGGAGGUGUCAUUUUUGUGGGCGAAAUCGGAUAUAUUGUAAUUUAAAGUCCUGAUUCCGGAUUCCAAUUACCCUUCCGGCCAUCUGAACUCGCUUUUCUGCAACUCCGUGAACUUUCCGUGGGUUCGAAUUUCGUAUUUGCUCCGACGUUUUCUAUUCUUUCCCCUGCCGAUUUCCUUUCAGCCGGCUGACGAAAGUUUGUGUUUCCCCUCGCAAAAUAUUUGUUUUGUUCGAAAAUUUAAACAACCUCCAUUAAAGCGGAAAGAGUUCAAUUUAUUUUUAUUCAUGCGAAUUUUCGGAAAGAGAAAAUUGAAUAAAUAGAAUUCAGAGUAAACUAAAUAGAAUUCGCGAUUGAAUGGAGGCAUAUGAAAGGAGCUGGGAGAGAGUGCUUAAGUUGGAGAGACGCCAGAGAAAUCACGGGAAAUGACGACGAAAGAGUCUUAAAAACAAAGAUACAUUAGAGAAAGGCCUCGGGCAAAAAGAUUUUUUGAUGACUAGGGAAAUUAAGGAGAGCCCAGAGAAAAGAAAUAGCACUUAUUUGGAAGAGAGUGCCCGAGAGAGCAUGGAAAUAUUAAUGCGCACGAGAUUUGACGCCUUUCCCCGCGGGCACGACACAAUUCGAAGAAAACGCCAAAUAAAAUUACUACAACGUUUUCGAGUCCGAUGUUUUUUUGUUCCACAGCGUUCCCCUUUCCCUUCCGCUUCACUUUUUUCGUUCAAAGACCAAAAUAGUCCCAAAAAAAUUGAAUUGAAAAAAAAAUUUGAAGAGUGCAACUCUUGGACUUGUUUCGUUCGGAAAACUUUUUUCAAAAAACUUUUUAGUUUGUAAAAAGUUUUUUUUUUGAAGUUAUCGGAGUUUUUUUUCGUCGGUCUGAAGGUGUUUGUGAUGUAGUUUGGUCUAAUUGUAUGUAGUAUUAAGUUGUAAGUAACCGCGUCUUUGCGACUUUUGGGAUGACCUUCAACUUUUUUAAUCCUUUCCAAAACUGUUUGAAGUAGUCUCGUUUGAAACGGGGCGCUGGUUGUAAUCACCUCUCUUGUAAAGUAAUUAGACAGUUUCGCGUUUGUAAUGUGUUUUAAAACGCCGUAUUACAGCGUUAAAGUUACCUUUUCGUAGUGCAAAUACCACUAAUUUGGGCGACUUUCUUCGGGACUUUACAAUUUCGUUAAACUUUUUAUGUGACUUUUCUGAGAGAGUGCGUUAAAGCCAGUUUAAAACUUUUUCAUUUCCGAUGACGUCAUGCCUUUGAAUUUCCCAUUUUUUGCUCAAAAAUUUAUCGUUUUUCAUUUGUCAGCACAAGUUUUUAGUGCUUUUUGACGGGUUCGAAAAGGGUCAGGGAUAUCCGGCCUAAUGAAAUAUUUAUAUCCGUCAGUCGUUUCAUCAGAAAUUAAUACUUUUUUCGCUCUCCGUUUUUGUUGCUUUCCCAACUUUUGGCCCUAAAAAUACGAUGGAAAUUGAUAGUUUUUCAUCUUAAAUUUUUUUAUUUUUGUUCUCUGAUCCCUUCCUUCCCAAUGACUAUAAUUAAUUUCUUUUUGUGUCAUAGGUUCUUCCUUCUUCUUUUUCCACUUUAUUUUUAAAUAAUGCACGUGUUUACGUCAAAAAAUUCUUCCGAAAAAUGCCAAAGGUCAGAUUAUGAAAGGUCCAAAAAUGGGAGUAAAAGUAAUUUGAAAGUGUUGGAAAGCCCGUAAACAGUCUUUGAAUUCUAUUUCCCUGUAAAUUCGUUAUCCUUUUGGGCCAUUUUUGGUUCCCUUUUUCUGCAGAACCACCUGAAUCUCAUUUUCGUUCCUCGAAUCCACUCUCCCGGCCCCUCUAAUUCGAUUUCUCGGCCCCAAAAUUAUUCCAAAUUAGAUUUUGGGCCGCAAAUUUUUCUUUCCAAAAGUCUUAUUUUUUGUUGCGGCCUAAAAUAUUUUUUUGCCAAAUUUUUUCCCUCGGAAACUGUUUGCCCUGAGGCAAUUAUUUGGCUGUUUGUUUGGAACGUCACAGAGUCUAAAGCGGCCCUUAUCAAUCGCCUGUUUUCGUCGCCCUUUUAAAGCUUUUUUUUGUCUUUUCUCUCCCUUUUUUGGUGAUUGUAAAAAUACAACAAGUGAUGGAAAACAAACAGUCUUGAGGUGAUCUUCUUAUCUUAUCAGGGCAUCUUGUGAGCGACCAAACUUUUGGAAUUACAACUUUUUGAAGUUAAGGGGCUUUAUUUUAAUACAAAGGCGUGGCCGUUGGUAAAUAGACUAUAUUUUGGAUAUUAUUCAUGAUCAAUGGACGUCUUUGGGGGCGAUAUUUUUGUAAAACUUGACCGUUCUUUAAUCUCGACUCUGUGACUGUCAGUUUAUCGCUUUUUUCCUACGAAUUACAGCGAUUUUAAACUGUUUUAAACCCUUUUUUAAACUUUUUUCCACCCAACUUUUUGAUGUUGAAAGGAAUAGCCCUUUUUCCAUUAAUUAGUUUACACAAACUAUGCCCUCGGGCGUUGUUUGUUCCCGUUUUUGGAUGACAGCUCCCAUCACUUCCUCUGUGCAUUCCGUCGGUCUUUUCCCGACCAUUCCCUGACCAGUAGCGACCCCUCUGUCAACUCGAAUCAUCCAAAACAUUAACCCCCCAAAAACCAUUCGUUAAAGUUCGAUUAAUCACACAAAAAAAAAAGUUUUUAAAAAUACGCGGCCCUGCACGCUGUAAGAUUACAACAAUUACACUGCUACGUGGGGGCCGGCGGGGCAGGGGAAGGAAGGUGGGGCGAGAGGGGCCGGCCGACUUUACAGUCAAAAGUGCGAACAUUUGACGCCACAAGUCGAGGCGGACGGAAAUGGAAACAGACUUUCGGAACGCUGUAAAAGGCGCUGCAAACGACGUUAUCGGCUUUUGAUUUGUGAUUUCAUCGCUGUUACGCAAUCGCUCCGAUUUAAUGGGGCGUUUCGGGGGUUUUUUAGGGUGCGGGUGAUUUUUGCAAGGAAAUCCCUUCUUUUUCCGAGGGAAAAUGGAGUUCGCAAAUUCAUUUUUAUGACUUUGAUGACGUCAUUUGCUUUUUGGAAGCUUCCUUUUUGUCGCUUGACGUCCUUAACUUUUGCAAUUUCCUUUUUUUUUUGCAAACUGAUAAAUGACCUUAGGGGCUAUUUUGAUUUCGCAAUCCUUUCUCUCUCGACGGCCGUUACAACGCCAAGAGUCAUCGUCCGUAUAUAUUUGUGUUUCCACGUUGUAAUGCAUCUCCAAUUUUCUUCCCAUCUCCAUCUACGUGUUUUAAAUUUUAUUGAUUCUAAUCGUCGGAUGGAAAUUCGGAAUUCAGACUACUUUAAACCCCAUGAUUUUCGAUUUCCCAUACCCUGCCUAUCCUCCACUCGAAGCCGCCGAUGAUUUCGAUAUUUGCACAGCCCUAUCAGCGGGGUUUAUCAGUUUAAUGUGCUCAUUAAUUGGACUGAUAAGCGCGUAUCAGUGAGACGAAAAUUGCACAAAAAAGGCAUCCCCAUCAUUACAACCGGCUUAUUUGCGGAACCCGCGGAUUCAGCUGACUGUUUUGAUUGUUUUCGAAAAGUCGGGAGUAUCAGUGCGUCCAGUGUAAUAUGUUUUCAUCGUGUGUUUUCUGAUGUCUUUCCAUCUUUUUAUCUGCAGUUUUGGAACCUUUUUUUUGCGAAACGGAAUUGGCUUCCAAUCUUUGACUAAUUGCUUGCCCUUAGGCGCUUUAUUUCUCAAUGUAUUUUUGAAGAUUACACUUUUUACUUUACACUCCGAAUUCAGCAAAUAGUCAAUUUGUGGUUUGGAUUUUCGUCAUUCUUUGCUGAAUCACGUUCCCAGUUGUAAUAUGUUCCGAAAUGUAACUAGUAAUCGCUCGGAUUGUGAGUGGGAAUACCGAGAACACGUCUUCAUUAUCGCCUUUUUUUCUUCUCGAACUCUUAAUGGCUGUAAAUUACAAUAUUACAACGGGUGACUUUAUGGAGAGAGAGAUCUGCCUUCCGCUUUUCUAGUCUUUGAUUUUGGCGGGAAAUUCGAAAAUAAGGUUUUGUAAUUAAAAAAUUUUGUCUUAAAAUUGCAUUUUUAAGACUUUGAAAUUACACAAACCUUGGUCCAAAACAUUGUUGGCGUAAUAUUACGGCUCAAAAGAGUGUCUUGAGAAAAUGAUGCACUUUCUUGCCCUUAAGCAGGUCCUCGGAUUACAUCAUCGUCUGCAAAUCGUAAAAUUUAUCUUUAUCCCCCCACACAAAAGCCGCUUAAUCCCAUGAACCCAAUGGCUCUUUUUGAGUACAGUCCCAUAAACCCUUCGGAAUUGGGAAUUAUGCAGCAGGAACUUUUUUGCCGGCGUUUGUCCCUUUUUUGUUUCCAGUUUUUUGUUGUCUCGGGCCCACAAAUUUAAUUCCAAAUGCAAGUUCUCAAGUCCAGAAGCCCUGAGGGCAGAGUAAUUGCAUUUGGGGGAAGGGCGCAGCUAUUUGAAUAUAUCGGAAUCCAAAUAAAUUGGGUUAUGGACGUGACUGUGGGGCCGCGGGAAAUUAGAUUGGGGGCCCGGUAAUUGGAUUCAGAGCAUGGUUUUACAUUUUUGGACAUUCUCGAGAGGCCCCGAAUUUAGUGGCCCUAGGCUGCGUAUGUGGCCUAUGUUCGGUGGACGGUCUUAUUUUGGGUGGAUUGCAACAUCCCCUCCGGCAAUUGCAACAUCUCUUUCGGGGUUUUUUUGGAGGAUAAUUUGAGGGAAAAUGUUUUGCUACAAUACGAAUGUCAGAUGACGCUUUUUUCAUAUUACACUUCCUCAAUUCGUAUUCUAAUCAGUUUUUGUUUUUCGUAGUGGGCCUACAAUUCUCUACAACAACUUUGAGAUCUCCCCUUCACUGUGAUUGUUACCCUUUCCUUUUGAAAACCCCCUUCUUUUAAGAAGAUGUACAAUAUAAAAGUCGGUUUCUCAAAAUACGACCAUUUUUUGUAGCCGACGGAUGUUGUAAAUAUUCCAUUUUUGAAGAUUGUACGUGUACAAUCGGGGACUACAAUUUCCGACUUGUAGGGAGUUGAUUGUACUCUCCAUGAAGUCGUAUUACCUCUGCAAAUGUCGGCUUUGUACGAAGUCGCUGUUUCGCAUUUCGAACAUGUUGUUUUGAGAGGGUCGUCUUGGCAACGAACACAGUUUUACCGCGAAUGGGUAGAUGGAGUUUUGUAGGGGAGUGUGGUAAUCAGGCCGGCGUUUUUGGCCGCCCCACCGCAAGGCGCUCUUUCUGUUGUUUAUCGGCGUUGACAAGUCCGUUGAAUGUUUUUUCCGGGUAACUCAAUUAUCCAAAUUAAAUUUCAUCGUCCCCGUUUGCACAGGAUGUAAAUCCGUUUAUAAAUUAAUUUCUUUUUAUCCAAUUUUACCCUCCAAAUAUCCCAGUUCCCUUGGGUCAGUCCCGUUUUGCGGAAUUUUAAUACUUUUUUGCACUCUGAAAUUCACUUAAAGUUUCGCGAAACCCCGAAAUAAACAGUUUUUUGCACGAAAAUAUUGUGAAUAAUCGGAAGUGAAUUCGGAAUUUCAAACAGAUGUUUUUUAAUCAAAUUCGCGGCCUCUCCCGGAUUUUUAUGCUGAUUAAAUCAGCGGCUGAGACGAUGAUUUGAUUAGAUACACCCACAAAGAAUUGGAAGAGCAUGAUGGCCAAAGGGUUCGAGAAUUGCGUAGUAGAAAAUAUUGUUUGGAAUUUGGCCUUAGGCCAUGAGAACAGCUGUCAAACAAAGUGCAAUGAUUCAAUUAGUUAAAAGGGCAGUUAAUCAUCGUUGAAUAGUAUGGCUUGUAACUUGUAAUCGUUUAUUCGGUCUACUUGAACUCAAACUAAAGUAAGUGAGACUAGUUAAGUUCUUCUGGAAAAUGCAAGGUUUAAUACGCACAGGUAAACAAAAUAAAUAGGGUUACUGUACAUACAUCUCCCACAGCGACUUGUAAACUGUUUACUGGACCGCUUACUCUCUUGCCUCGUGCUUGUUUGCACUCUUUAUUCCCAUCCCUCGAUGGCACCACUUUUUUAUUCAUUUUAAUUUAAUUUCCAAUCAUAAAUUCACUUACUCAUGCAGACUUUGUAGGCUUUCGAAGUUUUUAUUCGUGAAUUUGAUAUUACUGCAAACACCCGCAGUCUAACCGGUGAAACAACUCGGUUCUUCUGCAUUUCGAGUGCUCAUGUACUUGGUAAUAACUUAGUAAUACCAAAAAAUCUCGUGCUAUUUUGUUUACGACGUUUGGAAUACCUGAAAAUGCCGAUUUUGGCUAUAAAAGAGGCUUAAUUCUGAGGGUACAUAGCUUAAAAUAUAAAGGUAACAACGUAUUGUUGUUCGGGUCGCUUCAUCUUUAUGCAUUCCCAUCUUCUCACAUCACCCUUCCUCCUCCCCCACGUACGUACUGGGCAUUUAUUCAGCACAACAAACAUCGACCCGUCCUCUCUCGUCCCCCUCUUCCCAGUACGAUUUAUUCAGUUAUUCAAAUAAACGUGCUCGCCUCAGUCUUUCGAGUCCGUCGGCCCUCUAUUCAAACAUCGCCCCUUCUUCUGUUUGAUUUAAACAUUUUAUGCACGAAUAUUCGAUUCCAAUAUUUUUCCAUAAAUUUUUCAUAUUUUCCCAUUUUUGGGGGGCCAACCCUUGUUUGGAGAAGGCCGCAAAAGUUCGUCGGCCGAUAAGCAGUUAUUUUUAGCCUUAUCAGACUAAUUCUGACCGCCGUUUGAUGAUUCCACAAUAAUUAGAGAGUGAGGGCGACGUCUUGUGAGUAAUCCGAUAUUAUUCAUCAGCGAGAUUAGUCUUUGUUUUACAUGGCGACUUUUUUGAGUCAAAAAUUGAAUUUUGCAUAUAAACACGGACAGUGCAGUAUUUACUCGCUUAUAUUCCUUUUAUAUGUGUUUAAUGUUCCAAUUCUCUUGCAGAAUUCCCAACUUCGGCAGCCCAACCUGUCGAACACGUUUGCCUCCACGGUCAGCGCGCCGUCCGCCGUCCCGUCCGGCUCCUGCCUUCCGCCACAUCACGCCACGACGGCAUCGGCAGCGACGGCCGCAGCGCCCGCACAGGCGCCUCAGUCCGCCGCUCCGCCCGCCGCCGCCAACCUGCUGGCGGCGUCGGGCAUCGGGAUCGCGGACUUGGUGGCCCAACGUCGCCUCGAGCAGAUGCUCCAAUUCCGAAAGCCCUCAGAUUCGAUGGGUAUGGUCGGCGCCAUCCCUCCCCUCCCCUCGCUGAAUGGACAUUCAGAUCAGCCGCAGACCUCGGCCCAGCCCCAUGGUACGCCUUGCUCGUCGGCUGGCACGCCUGGUGCCGCCGGAACUCCCUCAGCCUCGAAUGGCCCGUCACGACCCGGCUCAGCGGCAAGACCGGCCUCGAAUUCGAGUCAGCCCGCCAAACGGUCGUUAUCAAUGGCCGAAGCGCAACAUCCAUUUGCUGCUGCUAAUGGUGGACCACCAAACAAACAGAUGAAGCUGGAAGAUCAGAUGGAGUUGUACAAGAAACAGCUAUUGGCAAACCAACGAAGGGCACCGCCCAACCCAACGGCGACGCCCAACCCUCUCUUGCCCCAACAACUCCAACAAAUGAACUUCCAAAUGCUCGGCCUGGCCCACCAAAUGAACGGUCAACUCGGUGCCCAAGGGCAAAACGAUAUUCGGUUCGCGGUUCCGCAACAUUUGGUCCCCAUGGGAAUGCAACAGAGGGUUCCGGCUUCUUCAGCUGCAUCCAGUAUUUCCGAGCAACAGGCAGCAGCCCAAAUUCAAGCAAGUCUAGCCAGUCUACAUCCUCAAUUAAUGCAACGAAUGGGCUUGAUGGGUCAAGCCCAACAGCAAAAGCCAGUCCAAUCAGCACAGCCGGCUCGGCCGCCCGCAGUUCAAGGAAAUCCGGUGAAACAAGAGAACGGAAUGUCAUUCCCUGGCGCUCCAGACUUUGAGAAAACGUUGAACCAGGCUGUUAACGCCAUGAAUGCCAUCGAUCCUAACCUCCUCAACAUGAGCUCCGGAAUCCCUGCAUUAAUGCAGAACAUCAAUCAAAGCAGUUUGUCCGAAACUCAGAAAGCAGUAAGCCAACUUUUCGUUAACUUUAUCUGUUUUUAGAUAUUCCGUCAGCAACAACAGAUGCACCAACAACGACUGCUACAACAGCAGAGCCCUCAGAAGUCGAUGUUAAAUCCUAUGGCUGGGCUGAACCAAGCGUUGAACCCCGGACUUAGCGCUGGACUAACGGCUGGGUUAAAUCCUCUCCAAGCUCAGCUUCGACUCCAAGAACAAGCCGUGAAGUCGGCGUUGAAUGGUCAAAUCAAGGCGGAAGAGCAACGCAAAUUGUCCUUGGCUUCGAUGCAACUCCAGAAAACGCAGACUCCCACAAAUCCCGGAACUCCCCAGUCUUCGCAGGCUUCGCAGAAGUUGCUGGCUUCGAAUCCAGCACCUUCAACGCCCGGUCGAUCUCAAACAGAACUCAGUGCUUCAGCCUCAACCUCAACCGCCCAAUCCAGCGCCAAUCUGGCUAGCCAGAUUGCGCAUGCGGCGGCCAUUGCUGAUAAGGCAAGCUUCAAGGCGUUGAAUCAAAAGCCCGCCAGUUGGAACUCCCUUCACGUUGAUGUUGCUUCAACUCUCAAAGAUUUGUUUGAUGAGGAUCGGACAAUGGAUGAUGGAUCCAGGGAAAUACAGGCGUGUCCUCGAGUGCCAGACGAAGUGGAUAUUGAGGAUCAAAAGGAAGGCCAGAGUAAAGAAGAACAGCCAUCAACGUCUUCCGAGGGAGGAAAAGAAGAGAUGAAGACAGAAGGAAGAUCUGACGUUACACCUGCCAGUGCUGGUGGAUCUCUUGUUGCUGGAACGAGCAUGACAAGUCCCCAUAAUCAAAGUAAGAACGAACUUUUUGCCCCCAUUACGAAGUGUUCUUACUCACAAUAUUCUUUGUUUUCUCGAAAAAGGGUUUCCAAAAAAGGGCACAAAAUUUGGUUUCUUUUUUUGGGAGAAAGAGUAAACCAUCAUUUUCCUUUCGGCCGUAAACUUCAGAAUUUGUUUUCUUUGGUUCAAAAAGCAAUAAUGUUCUCCAAGCAUCUUUCUUUGUUAGAUGUGCUUUUUUAUUCCCCUCGCUCUAUUCAGAAGCUCCCCCGCGGCGUUCUUUCUUCCCCCCUGAAACCGCACUGACCCUAAAGCAGCAUGUUUUUGCAAUGUGUUUUCGGCACACCCCGCCACUCCCAGCCAACCGUGAAAAUUGCAUUUUACUUUGACUAACCAAUGCCCAAAUUGUGCACCCAGCCUUAUAUCCAAUAACUGUUUGUUUUCAGCUCAAAACCGUCUGACAAACUUUGUCCCGCUUUCCUCGGCAAACUCCACGCCAACCACGUCGCAGCCCAGUCGAACUCCGCAGCCCGCUCAGUCGGCUCAGCCCACACAGGCCCAGCCAAGCCUAAUUUUCCAGCAACCACCGCAACUGCAGCCUCAGAUCGCUGUUCAGCCGUCGCAACAAGCUCAACUUCAGACUUCGUUGGCUCAGCAACAAUCAGUCGCUGCUAGCCAAGCGUCGAAUCUGAUGAGGGCCCCGACAGUCGUUGCUCAACAACAAGCACAACAGCAGAGAGCGAACGCCGCUUCUUUAACGCAACAACAACAACAGUUGCAGAGGAUGAUGGGGUUGCCGAUUAACAUCCACAACCAGGCUGAAGCCCUCAGGCAACAACAAGUUUUGGCCGGCUUUUCUGCUCAACAACAGCAAGAGAAGGCGAGGUUAGGACAGCUGAACCAAGCACAGCAAAGAGCGCAAUUCCCCUUCCAACAAACUCUAGCCAAUCAGCAAAACCGUGCUGCUCAACCAGCUCGACCCCCAACACAGCCAAAUCAAUCUGCCAACCAAGGAGCUGCCGCUCAAGCUGCAGCCCUGCAACAAGCCGGACUUGGAGGCCUAAGCCAAGAACAACUUCGGCAACAACAAGCGCUGUUGUCCAACCCAAUGCUGCAGGGCUUGUUGCCACCAAAUGGAAUGGUGACUGCUGAACAGUUGAACCUGCUGAACGUCUUGUCCCAACAACACCUGCAACAACAGCAGCAGCAACAACAACAACGGCUGGAGCAAGAGCGACAAAGGCAACAGCAAGUUGCUCAGCAACAAGCUGCUGCGUCCAGACAGCAACAACUGGCGCAACAACAACGACCAGUCCAGUCGCAGAACCUUCAGGCAUUGCAACAACAACAGCAACUUCUUCUUGCCGCCGUUGGUGGCCAACAACCUUCGACCAGUGCAAAUGCAGCCCUGUUGCAAGGCCUCAAUCUGCAGAAUGUUAAUCCGGCAGCUCAGUUGAUGUUGCAGCAACUAACUCAACAACAGCAACUCAAUCAGCAACAACUGGCUGGUUUGGGAUUGCCUGCAAAUAUAGUUGCUGCCCUGCAACAACAACAGCAACAGGCCCAACAACCGCAAGUUCAGAGUCAGCUGCAACAACAACAGAACCAGUCGCAGCUGCAACAAAUUCAAUUGUUGCAACAACAACUGGGGCAACGGGCGAUGGGCGGACAACAACAAGGCGGACAGGUCGCGAAUAACGUUGAUGCUCAAAUCCUGGCACUGAUUCAGCAACAAAUGCAACAACAGCAGCAACAACAACAGCAACAACAACAGCAGCAGCAGCAGAGACAACAUGUAAGUUGCCUAAACGUAUUUUUAGACUUACGGGGAGAGUACUCCAAGUGCCAAAAAAUUGUUUUCUAUGUAAGAAAUUCUGAGUUUCGCACUUGGGGUACUUCAAUCGUAUGAUUUAAAAUUGUGCUGUAAUGUUUCUUCUACAAAAUUAUAUAGUUUAAAUUGCAGAACGAGCCAGCUGCGUCCGUAUCCACCUCUCAGGCUGGGUUUCCACAAAAUAUGGAGGCUGAAUUGUUGCGUCAGCUGCAGAGUGGCGUCAAUCCAGUAAGUAAUUUUGACCAAAACACAAGACUUCCGGGAAUUGUUUUUAUAAAAUUUUCAUUUUUUGGUUAAGCAAAUAUUUGCGAUUGCGUAAUAUUAUAAAUUCAUUUCCCAGAGCCGAUUUCGCGAUCUAAAAUUAACUUUUUUUAGAGUCUGCAGCAACUGAUUCAACUGCAACAGCAGCAGAGUCAGCAACAACAACAUGCUGCGGCGGUCUCGCAAGCCCAGCCAACUGCAUCGAACGCUCAGCUACAACAACAACAGCAGCAGAAUCUCUUCCAAAUGCAGAUGGCACAGCUUCAGAACCAGGCCAGGCAGAAUGGAAUCAACUUGGGAUCGACGGGCAUGAUGGAUGCGGACAUGUUGUUGGCCCGACAAAUCAGCGGCCAAGUGCUCCCGACCAAUCUCCAGACCCAAACUCAAGAUCGCCAGAGGAUCAGCGAAGAUCAUCGACAGUUCAGACAAAUGUUGUUGGCUGCCGCGAACACAGCGCCAGACGUAGGGCCAAACAAUGGCCAUUUCAAUUCAUUGGCCAUGAAUGGGCAGAGGAAUCUACAGGCUCAACAACUGAAGGCUGCUCAACAACAGGGCCUGAUGGUGAAUGGACAGCCGAUCAAGAAAACCAGCAACGCCUUUGAUCUGAUGAAUGGCCAACGAUAA